AUGCCUAGGGGUCCCGGUUCAAACAAUGGGCGCGUCUCCAAGACCUCUGCCCCUACCCGGUCGUUGAAUGAGCCAAAUAUCGCCGCGUUGAAACGAGAGAUCACCGCAGCUAAUGAUCAAGUGCAACAGCAACUGAACAGCCCUCCAGCUCGUCCGGCUCGUGUAGCUCCCAAACCGCUUGAUGAUACACAAGAGAAAGUCUUGAUUCAGUGGAUUCGGCAGGUGAAGGAGUUAUUCUCUCUUCCUAUGGGACCCCUCAUCACGAUAAGUACGAAUCAAAUUCUGAACUGA
Penicillium robsamsonii is the source of this 291-nucleotide messenger RNA. RefSeq lists its product as uncharacterized. The record is from RefSeq and is a predicted model, not a curated record. The transcript has a single exon. Bases 1 to 291 code for a protein of 96 amino acids. NCBI's taxonomy places the organism in Eukaryota, Fungi, Ascomycota, Eurotiomycetes, Eurotiales, Aspergillaceae.